CCCUGCCCCUCCUCCUGGGAGGGCGGGCGGCGGCCGCUGCGGGGCGGGGCGCGGGCUCGUCCGGCCUCCUGGCGGCGCCUCGGCCCCUGCACUCCGGCCAAGGUCUGCUGGCUGCGGCGGGCGCGGGACGCGGGACGCGGGAGGUGGCGGCCGUGGAACGGUGAACCAUGGAGCUGUAUUUCGGUGAAUAUCAGCACGUGCAGCAGGAAUACGGCGUCCAUCUGAGGCUCGCAAGUGAUGAAACCAAAAAACCACGGAAUUUCCAGCACUCUAAGGCAGGCUCCUACGGUGUCAGUAUUAGGGUCCAGGGCAUCGAUGGCCACCCCUACAUAGUCCUGAAUAACACGGAACGGUGUCUAGCAGGGUCAUCCUUUCCUGAAAAUGGGCCUACGUGUCCCUCUCCAGUCGUCAGUAACCUGCCUGUCCAUUCCAACCGUGGGUCUGUGCUGAAGAACAGGGCAGAAGAAUUGCAGCUCCCAGAAAACCCAUAUGCUCAGCCCAGCCCAAUAAGAAACCUGAAACAGCCCUCUGUCCAUGAGGGCAAGAACGGGGUUCUAGAACGCAAAGACGGGCCAAUGAAGUCAACCCACGUGUUGAACUUCCAGAGGCAUCCAGAGCUCCUACAGCCCUAUGACCCGGAAAAGAAUGAACUGAGCUUGCAGAAUCACCAGUCUCCUGAAAGUAACUGGUUAAAACCUCUAGCAGAAGAACCUACCAACGGUAAGAAGCCUUGGACUUGCUUUCCCAAACCUACCAGUUCCCAGCCUACCAGCACCCCCUUGGAAGACUUGGGCAAGCCCAACGUGACAGCCAUUCGUGUAUGCAGCUCCGUGGUCAUAGAUGACCCCAAAAAGCAGACCUCAGUCUGUGUGAAUGUUCAGAGCUGUACCAAAGAGGGGGUGCCAGAGGAGGGCGCUUCCCCCAGCGGGAGGCCCGUAUCUGCAUACAGCCCCCAUGCCCACUCUGAAACCAAAAAAACCAGACCGGAUGUCCUUCCCUUCCGGCGACAGGACUCGGCAGGACCCGUCUUGGACGGGGCUCGGUCCCGGAGGUCCUCCUCGUCGUCGACGACUCCCACUUCGGUCAACUCUUUGUACCGAUUUCUGCUGGAUGACCAGGAAUGUGCCAUCCACGCUGACAAUGUCAAUCGUCAUGAAAACAGAAGGUACAUCCCUUUCCUGCCAGGAACUGGGCGGGAUAUUGACACAGGAUCCAUUGCCGGUGUGGAUCAGCUCAUUGAAAAAUUUGAUCAAAAAUCCGGCCUUCAGAGAAGAGGCAGGUCUGGAAAACGAAACAGAAUCAAUCCGGAUGACAGGAAGAGAUCCAGGAGCGUGGACAGUGCCUUUCCGUUCGGACUCCAAGGGAACUCGGAGUACCUCACCGAAUUCAGUAGGCACUUGGGCAAGUCCAGCGAGCACCUCCUGCGGCCGUCCCAGGUGUGCCCGCAGCGGCCACAGUCCCAGGAGCGCCGUGGGAAGCAGAGUGUGGGCCGCACGUUUGCAAAGCUGCAGGGGGCCGUGCAGGAUGCCCACCCCAGGCCUCCCCAGCUGACCAAAGAUGGGAAAGUUCUGGAAGACAAAGGUGGUUGGGAAAGUACUGCGACCUGUGCAUCCUCCCCCCUAGCAUCGAGCAAAAAGGAGGAGGAAGUAAAAACAGCCACGGCCACGUUGAAGUUGCAGAGUCGGUCGGUGGCUACCUCGCCGGACUCUGGGGUCAAGAAGGUUUCUGUGAAGGCGUUUCCUUCCACCUCCAGCACUCAGGCCACACCGGAUCUCUUAAAGGGCCAGCAAGAGCUCACCCAACAAACCAACGAGGAGACGGCCAAGCAGAUACUCUACAAUUACCUCAAAGAAGGGAGCACUGAUAAUGAUGAUGCUACCAAAAGGAAAGUCAACUUGGUCUUUGAGAAAAUCCAAACAUUGAAGUCAAGAGCAGCCGGAAGUCCGCAAGCAAAUAAUCAAGCUUCUGAUUCCUCAUCUGAAGUCAAAGAUCUAUUGGAACAGAAAAAUAAGUUGACCCUAGAAGUGGCUGAACUUCAGAGACAGCUUCAACUAGAAAUCAAGAACCAAGAGAACAUCAAAGACGAGAGAGAGAGAAUGAGAGCAAACUUGGAAGCGCUGCGAAGCCAGCACGACAGUAAGGUGGAGGAGAAUUCCGUCUUGAAGCAGCGACUGGAAGAAAGUGAAGGAGAGCUCCGCAAAAACCUGGAGGAGCUGUUCCAGGUGAAGAUGGAACGAGAGCAGCACCAGACUGAAAUCCGGGAUCUCCAGGACCAGCUCUCAGAGAUGCACGAUGAACUGGACAGUGCAAAGCAGUCCGAGGACAGUGAGAAGAGUGCUCUGAUUGAGGAGCUCCUACAGGCAAAACAAGACCUCCAGGACCUGCUGAUCACCAAAGAGGAGCAAGAAGACCUCUUGAGAAAGCGGGAGCGGGAGCUCACUGCCCUGAAGGGAGCCCUCAAAGAAGAGGUUUCCAGCCACGACCAGGAGAUGGACAAACUGAAGGAGCAGUACGAUGCCGAGCUGCAGGCCCUGCGGGAGAGCGUGGAGGAAGCAACCAAGCCACAAAGGAGAGAGCCUGAUUGCUCACCACGCAGGAAUUCACGAGCGCCGGGGUCAUGCGGCAUUUCCUCGCCCUGCAGGAGGGAUCGAGCCUCGCUGGCAGAGCAGGCACGGUUUGGGAAUGUCGAAGUCCUGGCCAGCCGGAGCAGUACUUCUGAGCAGAACAAGGUGGGGGCUGAGAUGCGUGAGCAGCUGCUGAAGGAGGAGAAUGAGAAGCUGCAGGGGCGGAUUGGAGAGCUGGAGCGGAGAGCGGCCCAGCUGCAGAGGCACGUCAGUGACCUGAAAGGCGAUGAAGCCAAAGCAAAGGACACGCUCCAGAAGUACGAGGGACAAGUGCGGCAAUUAGAGGAGGCCCUCGCGCAUGCCAGGAAGGAAGAAAAAGAAGCCACGUCCGCCAGAAAGACGCUGGAGAAUGAACUGACGGAUGCCCAGAGGAGCCUGAGUCGGACCACGCAGGAGCAGAAGCAGCUGUCCGAGCAGCUCAAGGACGAGGUGGAGCAGAAGGAGCAGUUACGAAGGCUGAAGAACGACAUGGAGAAUGAGCGCUGGCAUCUGGACAAGACCAUCGAGAAGCUGCAGAAGGAGAUGGCUGACAUCGUCGAGGCAUCGCGCACGUCGACGCUGGAGCUCCAGAACCAGCUGGAUGAGUACAAGGAGAAAAACCGCAGGGAGCUCGCAGACAUGCAAAGGCAGCUGAAGGAGAAAACCCUGGAGGUAGAGAAGUCCCGACUGGCGGCUGUGAAGAUGCAGGAUGAGAUGCGCCUGAUGGAGGAAGAGUUACGGGACUACCAGAGAGCUCAGGACGAAGCACUCACGAAGAGGCAGCUCCUGGAGCAGACGCUGAAAGACCUGGAGUAUGAGCUGGAGGCCAAGAGUCACCUCAGGGAUGACCGAGGCAGACUGGUGAAGCAGCUGGAGGACAAGGUGUCUCAGCUGGAGAUGGAGCUGGAAGAGGAAAGGAACAACUCGGAUCUGCUGUCCGAGAGGAUCACUCGAAGCAGGGAACAGAUGGAGCAGGUGAGGAGUGAGCUACUUCAGGAGAGAGCUGUGCGGCAGGACUUGGAGUGCGACAAGAUUUCCCUGGAGAGACAGAACAAGGACUUAAAGAGCCGCAUUAUCCACCUGGAAGGCUCCUAUAGGAGCAGCAAGGAUGGGCUGGUGGCGCAGAUGGAGGCCCGGAUCGCAGAGCUGGAGGAGCGGCUGCAGAGCGAGGAGAGGGACCGGGCCAGCCUCCAGCUCAGCAACCGGCGGCUGGAGCGGAAAGUGAAGGAGCUGGUGCUGCAGGUGGACGAUGAGCACCUGUCACUCACCGACCAAAAGGACCAGCUGAGCCUACGCCUGAAAGCCAUGAAGCGACAGGUGGAGGAGGCGGAAGAGGAAAUCGACAGACUGGAGAGUUCGAAGAAGAAGCUGCAGCGGGAGCUGGAGGAGCAGAUGGACGUGAACGAGCAGCUGCAGGGCCAACUCAGUUCCAUGAAGAAGGACCUCAGCAGGCUCAAGAAGCUGCCCAGUAAGGUGCUGGAUGACGUGGAUGACGAUGACGAUGACCUCAGCACCGACGGGGGCAGCCUCUAUGAGGCGCCGCUGAGCUACACCUACCCCAAGGACAGCACCCUCACCAGCCAGAUCUGAGCCCGCUUCCAGGACCUGCAGUGGCUCCCCUGCCCAACAGGAACUCUGCAGGGAGCAGGGAAGGGAGGGAGAGCCUGCGGUGCAGACCCAUCGCUGCCUCUAACCCCCAGCCGGCGAUGGCGCCUGCCUGCCUGCGGUCUCUGCGUGCUUGAGCGCCCCUUGGAUCGUAUGCAGGGAGCUACUGCGCUUUCAACAGUCGAGAUUCCCAAGGCAUCGACCCACCCACCUUCGGGGGUCUUUUGGAAAAUGUCAUUUGCUAGAAUGAGGCCUGUGUUCUUUACAGCUCCUGCCACCAGCAAGGGUCCAAGCUGCUAGUGAUUACUGAAUAGCCAUUGUGCCUGGAGGAAGGAUGUGUGGGGUGUGCACAUUUUAAACCAGAGCCACUCACAGGCUGCUCCUGUUGCAUUUGGGAACGUUAGAGAGCCUACGCAGGGUGGCCAGUUUGGUAAGGUUGCACGUCUCUAAGGAGUUACUAGUAUUAAGGAGCAGAGAUGAGAGCGCGUGAGUAAAAGUAGAAUAACUACUUCGGAAGUCAGAGUUGAAAAAAAGGAAUUGUCAUGACGAUGGAGAAUAGAAAUUUGAGCAGUCUGGGUGAGAACCUGCUGCCUGAGAGAGGGGAGUCACUUCUAUCUAGGAGCUGUAGCCAUGGCCUUGGUUGCUUUUUUUUUUUUUUUUACCUAGACUUUAUCUGAACCCCACUAAGAUGAAUUCCUAGUCACCUAUUGCACUUGCUUUGACACAGUGGGAUGAGGGAGGAGACGGGACCGGGCUCAUGGACUUAGCGGGGGAAGUAUUCACUAAGGUCAUAGGGAGACAGUAGGUGAGUAAGGUGUGGGGCCAGGGGUGAAGAGGAACACAAGUUGGUGAAAGUGAAAGCUAGGGGGAGGUAUAGGCGUGAGGUGGGUGGAGCAGGAGCUCAGGUUGAAGUCAAGAAAGAGAGGAAAGGAUCACAAGCCAGGCCGAGGUGUGGCUGUGCACACUGGAGGGCUGCCUCUGCCUUCCUGCCACCAAGGGACAUUGCUGGGACUGGGGAUGGGGCAAGGCUUCCUGGCUGCACUGCACAGGGCGACUCUUCGUCACUGCUUACUGUGACAGCCCUCAGAGGUGCCCACAGGCCAGCACCGGGCAGACUGCUCAGUGAAGUGGCCAGGUGAGUGCCCCCAAGCUUCAGCCUAGAGCAGAGGCCCAUGGACCAGGGGACUCCAGGAUCGCUGUCCCGCACCCCACAGGGUUCAGCUUUUUCUACCUCCAGCCAAUCACCGUCCUUGCCUUGGCUCAUUUGUUGGGUAUGGAGACGUUCCUCCCUUUAACCAUUCCUUCACUUAGCAAGUAUUUCCUGGGCACCUAUGCUGUGUUGGGCACAGCCCUUGACUGAUACAGGUAAUAAAACAACCUCCCUCCUGGGGCUCAGGGGCUCAUAGAUAACAACCAAAUGGACCCCUUCUCCCUGGGAAUGUCCCAAGGCUUACUGGAACUGCAACGUGAGGUCUUUGGGCGCCAGCCCUCCAGGAGUGAGCGUUUUGGUUUGCCCCUCAGCCUGGUGGCCAAAGUGCCCAAGAAAAGAGAAAGGAAGUCCACAUUGCACACACCUGUGUCAUUAUUAUAGAAGCAGCCUGGUAUGCAUUAAUGAACGUGCCACCCUACAGUGUCAUAGGGCUGGCAAUACGUACAGAGGGUUGAGAGGAACACUGGACUGGGCAUGGACAGAGGCGUUUCCAAUCCCUGCUCAUCAUCUCCCUACCCCUGACCUGGACAGGGCGCUCUCAAAGGCUGUGCGUUGCCUUGGACAAAAAGAGGAUUAGGUCCGAAGGUCCUUUCCCACUGUAACCUAUUAUUCUUUGAUUUUUAUUAUAUAUACAUAUAUAUAUAUAUCCUGUUUAUUGCUUCAAGAACUAACCCUGCUCAUGAGUAUUUUCUUUAGCUAGCUUAAAAAUGUAAAAGCCAACACGUGGCCAAAUGCGGUGCCAAGGAGACAAUCAUCUCUUUUCUAAUUUUCUUUCCUGCUUCUGAGGGUUCUUCUGCUAAGUUGAUUGGCUGUGGGGUGUCUGAUUGUUCUGGGUGAUCACAAGGAACGGAUUCUUACUGCAGCUACCUCCAUGUAAGUGAAUUCCUGGGUAAAGCAAGACUUCCUUUGAAUAAACUGUUACCCAGCAAGAA
Messenger RNA from Oryctolagus cuniculus (rabbit), 6350 nucleotides. RefSeq names its product cingulin like 1 (gene CGNL1). Gene Ontology annotation, biological process: protein localization to cell-cell junction. The record is from RefSeq and is a predicted model, not a curated record. NCBI's taxonomy places the organism in Eukaryota, Metazoa, Chordata, Mammalia, Lagomorpha, Leporidae. Gene Ontology annotation, cellular component: bicellular tight junction; myosin complex.